This is a messenger RNA of Glycine soja, 2036 nucleotides long. RefSeq names its product ethanolamine-phosphate cytidylyltransferase-like. The coding region runs from base 186 to 1430 and encodes 414 amino acids. Lineage: Eukaryota; Viridiplantae; Streptophyta; Magnoliopsida; Fabales; Fabaceae. Gene Ontology annotation, cellular component: cytoplasm. Gene Ontology annotation, molecular function: ethanolamine-phosphate cytidylyltransferase activity. The transcript has 9 exons. The record is from RefSeq and is a predicted model, not a curated record. Gene Ontology annotation, biological process: phosphatidylethanolamine biosynthetic process.
GUUCGGGCCCAGUUUAACGGGAAUCUUACACUUAGAAUUGUCGCAGCUAGGCCGAAUAUUUUGCCUUUGGCGCAUUCUACAAUUCGCAACGCAUUUCAUUCUAUUUCGUAUGUUGCUACGAAUGAGGAAGGAGAAGAAGCGGUGCUAGAAUAGAUAGACACCAUCGAAAGAAAGAGAGAGGGAAAAUGAGUAGUUACGAGGCGGUGACGGAGACGAAGUGGGUGGUGACGUGCAUGGUGGGAGGGGUGAUCGUGGGGGUGUCACUGCUGGGUGCGUAUUCGAGCCAGCUCUGGAAGAGCCGAAGACGCAACAAGAAGCCCGUUCGCGUCUACAUGGACGGCUGCUUCGAUAUGAUGCAUUAUGGCCAUUGCAAUGCCCUUCGCCAAGCUCGUGCCCUCGGUGACCAGCUCAUUGUUGGGGUUGUUAGUGAUGCAGAGAUCAUUGCCAAUAAGGGUCCCCCCGUUACCCCUCUUCACGAAAGGUUGGUAAUGGUGAAUGCGGUGAAGUGGGUGGAUGAGGUUAUUCCUGAAGCUCCCUAUGCGAUAACUGAGGAGUUCAUGAAGAAGCUUUUUGAUGAGUACAAGAUAGAUUUCAUUAUUCAUGGGGAUGACCCUUGUGUUCUUCCGGAUGGAACUGAUGCUUAUGCUCACGCUAAGAAAGCUGGUCGAUAUAAGCAGAUAAAGCGCACUGAAGGGGUUUCCAGCACUGAUAUUGUUGGUCGCAUGCUUCUCUGUGUAAGAGAAAGGUCUAUUGCUGAAAAAAAUCAUAAUCAUUCUUCUUUACAAAGACAGUUCAGCAAUGGCCAUAGUCCAAAGUUUGAAGCUGGUGUGUCUGCUGCAACUGCAAGUGGAACUCGUAUAUCUCAUUUUCUGCCUACAUCUCGUAGAAUUGUUCAGUUCUCAAAUGGGAGGGGUCCAGGACCUGAUUCUCACAUUGUAUAUAUAGAUGGUGCAUUUGAUCUCUUUCAUGCUGGACAUGUCGAGAUCUUGAGGCUUGCUAGGGAUCUUGGAGAUUUUCUACUUGUUGGAAUACACACAGAUCAGACAGUCAGUGCAACUAGAGGAUCACAUCGUCCUAUCAUGAAUCUUCAUGAAAGAAGUCUAAGUGUUUUAGCAUGUCGCUAUGUGGAUGAAGUUAUAAUUGGUGCACCAUGGGAGAUUUCCAAAGAUAUGCUCACUACAUUUAACAUCUCGUUAGUUGUUCAUGGAACCAUUGCAGAAAGUAAUGAUUUUAAGAAGGAAGAAUGCAAUCCAUAUGCUGUUCCUAUUAGCAUGGGCAUCUUCAAAGUUUUAGAAAGUACUUUAGAUAUAACAACUACUACAAUAAUUAGAAGGAUUGUUUCUAAUCACGAGGCAUACCAGUGUGUAGCCAAGACAAAUUUUCACAGUGAUGUCUCACCGAAUACACAAGGCAUGUAUUUCGGUACUUGAGGAAUUUGCUUCUUUUUUUUAUUGAUUAGUUUUUGAUAACAUUAGACUUGUUAUCAAAAUAUGCCAUGAUCCUACUUUUUAAGGACAUGUCUUAAUUAUUAGUUACCAUAGGGAGAAUUAUUCAAAAACAUGGAGUUAGUGAUAUUUUAAAACCCAAUAUAUUAAUCAUUAUCGUAACUAGUCUUGUUAGCUAAUGAUUAACCAUUUCAUAACAAGACCCAACAUUUGGUUGCUAGUGUGUCCUUUUCAUGAAGCUCACUUCUCCCUUUCAUUAAUCCUCUUGUUUCGGUAUUUGCUGUUUAGAAAUAUAAAUGAUAUUUUACUCAUUUUGGCUGUUGUGGACUGUUUGGUAAUUUGGUUUAGUAGUUUAGAAACCUUUUAUUAAGACCUUCCUUGGCAAAUGGCUUUGGCAUUGAAUGGUCUGUGUAGGUAAUUGAUAAGUUCUAAAUAUGGUUGCAAAGGUGGGUGAUCUACCUCCUUUAAGCAAAAGUAUUUCUGUGCAGGGGUUUGGUUUGUACUUGAUAAUUGACAUACCUAUUUGAAUCAAUUCUAUUUUGAGAGGUUAGGAGUGGAUUGAAUUUCUCACUCCUAUUGACGUCAUGUUUG